Molecule: messenger RNA, 969 nt
Organism: Diversispora eburnea
Lineage: Eukaryota; Fungi; Glomeromycota; Glomeromycetes; Diversisporales; Diversisporaceae
Source: the annotation of a GenBank genome assembly
AUGGAUGAACAAAACUGCAGUAUUCAUAGAAAAGAACAAAUAGAAAAACAAAUUCACGUACGGUUUUCCUCAGUUGGUAUUGAUCGAACGGAAACCACAACUUUAAUUGUAAAAAAUUUACCAGAUUAUUCUGAACCUGAUUUACUUGAAUUUCUUAAACAUUACGGACCACAGAAUAUUCGCCUUGGAAAAUCACCACAAUUGAAAAAUUCGGCAUUUCUUGAUUUUCCAGAUCGUUUGUCAGCAACUAAUGCAUUUUAUAAAAUUCAAGAAUUAGGAGAUAUUUGUGGUAAAAGGAUCCGUGUAGAAUAUGCCUUACCUAUGAAUUAUCCAUCAAAUCCAACACUUCAUUAUCGAUAUCCACCUCCAACAGUAGAAACUCUUCAAAAUAUUAUGAAUGCAAUAACAGCUGUACCAAAAUUAUAUACACAAGUAUUACAUUUAAUGAAUAAAAUGAAUUUACCACCUCCUUUUGGUCCAGUAGUACCAGAAUCAAUUCCAUCUUUAGUAAAUUUAAAACAACAAAAACGUAAUUCAAGGAAAAAAAUUAAAACGACAUCUUCAAAUGUACCAUUAUUAGUACAACCAUUAAAUACAUCACAACCAUCACUUUUGAAUGCAACAACAAAUGUUAUGUCAUCAACACCCACCCAAUUUUAUGACAUGUCUAUUAAUGUUGGAAUUAAUACUGGAAUUAAUACUGGAAAUGUUGCUGGAAUUGAUACCACUUCAUCAUCAUCAAAUCAUUUAACAAUUAAACAAUUAUCCAAGUCAACUAAUAAUUGUAUAACUAUUGAAGAAAUUAAUAAAAAUAAAAUGCCUAUUGAAGGUAGAAUGAGAGGACAAGCUUUUAUAAAGUUUCCUACUGAAGAGCAGGCAACUCAGGCUUUGAAUGAAUUACAUGGUUAUUUAUUACAUGAUAAACCAAUGGUUAUACACUUUAGUAGUAAAGUUCAAAGCAAAGGAUAA